AAUUAGAUUUCGUUUUUGGUGGGAUCCAGUUAUAUUGUAGUGGUGCCCAUCGGUUUCAAAGACGCUGGUGUUGUUUAUUUUAGUAUUGGUUUUUCUGAUUUCCACGCCUCUCAACCGCUAGAAAUUUAAGAUGCCACCAAAAAAACACAGCGGAUUUAUGAUGUUUGUGAACGAAUGGCGCGACAACAAUCCUGAAGGUCGAAAUUUAAGCAUUUCCCAAGCUGUGACGCGAUGUGGGUCAAUUUGGGAUAAAAUGAGUGCUCAGCAACGGGGCCCGUACAACUCUGAGGCAAAAAACGCUGACGUUGUGUCUCGCGUGAAGAAGGAGCGACUCAACUGCCAUGGCCAGGUCCUGUCCCAGGUUGAGCUGGAGGAGCGAGAAAUGGCCGAAAGCAAAUUACACAUGAAGCGCUGUACUGAACGCAUCGUUAUGGAUGCCAAACGCUCGCAUGAUCUGGAAAGCACCAAAUUUGUGUUUGUCGCCUUUAACUAUUUUACCAAGGCCCUUACAUCCGACGUAUAUGUACCAGCUGAAUUUUCGGCCACUGAAUACUCUUUAAACGACGGAAUUAAAUCCGUCUACAGUACCUUAAUCGACCCCGGUCAAAUUAUUUUUGGACAGGGCAGCGACGCCCAGCAUCACUCUUCUACCACUCACAACCUGCCGCUGCCUCCUAACGCUUUGGGGGAGAAAAAUAUGGGAAAAUUAUUCCGUAACAUUCUAGAAUAUUUAUCACAAAGUAAGGAGGGCAAAGACGCUAAUAAGCCAUUGGUGGUUUUUACCAAAACCGAUCUUAUACCAGUCGUUAAGUCAUGCUUUCGCUACUUGGCCUGUGAAAGUCAGGAUCGGCUCUAUGAAAGCGGAGACCAGAUACAGGUCCUUGACAUCCAAUAUUUGUUCUUCAUCCUAAAAAAGGAAGUUUUGGACACCGCUGGACUUCCAGACGACAAGAUAAAUUUAUAUGUGACCGACGCUUACUUUUCAAGAGACUUCUUCGAGUUUACUCCAGAAAUUGCGUGCCAAUAUCAUGAAGAAAAUGACCGCUCAAAAUAUUGCACGCAGAGCCUUGUGAAGCGAUGGGCUUAUACCUUCAGCGAUUAUAUGUGCCGUGACCUGGCUAUAUCCGUUCAACCGGGAAAACAUAUUCCACCUAAGACAAAACCGAAUUACCGGGUAAUCCCCGCUGAUUCAAGUGUUCAUGAGUCUUCCUUCGAUUCAUUCCACUCAUUCCCGGUUUCACGUGAAAAGAAAGAUGAUUCAUCCGCAGUUCUUUCACCAGCUUCCAGCCGCAGAUCCCUCGCAUCGUCCUCUUACGUGCCAACAGACCAUACUUCGUUUGUUUGCGACCUUAACAAGAAAGACGAAUUUCCAUCUCUCGGUGGCCGGCGAACCGCUAAGGGUAGGAAUGGAGCACAGAGUUCUAAAACUAUGGGUUCCUGGAAUCUACCAGCUCAUACCCGUUCUCUUCGGGACUUUUCUGACGACGACUUUAGUGUUUCAAGCACUAGAAAGUAGUACCGCCAUUAGAUUUAAUUUAACAGCAUAAGUUAGUUUCUGUCGCUUGGAGUGCGCAUAACUCUAAUAUUACAUAAAUAUUUCCACUUCUACUGAAGAAAAUUUUCAUUUGUUACAAGCUAUAGAAAGGCCAUUUACAAUAAAAAUCUACUUUAACAUGUUCCA
Molecule: messenger RNA, 1681 nt
Organism: Drosophila bipectinata
Lineage: Eukaryota; Metazoa; Arthropoda; Insecta; Diptera; Drosophilidae
Gene: mael
Product: germ-plasm component protein maelstrom
Biological process (GO): negative regulation of DNA-templated transcription; piRNA processing; regulation of miRNA-mediated gene silencing
Cellular component (GO): nucleus; P granule
Molecular function (GO): sequence-specific DNA binding
Source: RefSeq, a predicted model, not a curated record